Ooceraea biroi (clonal raider ant) is the source of this 2419-nucleotide messenger RNA. RefSeq names its product odorant receptor 82a. Lineage: Eukaryota; Metazoa; Arthropoda; Insecta; Hymenoptera; Formicidae. The record is from RefSeq and is a predicted model, not a curated record. Gene Ontology annotation, molecular function: odorant binding; olfactory receptor activity. Gene Ontology annotation, biological process: detection of chemical stimulus involved in sensory perception of smell; sensory perception of smell. Gene Ontology annotation, cellular component: plasma membrane.
UCAAGUUUCUUCUUGCGCGAUGUCCAGCUACUUUUCUAUUCCGAGACGAUUUAUCCUUACACUUCAAUUUUCUUCAGUUCUUUAUUCUUCAUUGCUACGAGAAGUUUUUGCGCUGGACAUGUCUAGACGAUAAGAACAGUAAUCAAGAGCAUCGAUAUUUUUCACGUUCGCUGUGACAUUCGCUGAUCUUACUCAAAGUUGAAAAAUUAAAAAAACGCCUUGACUUUGCGAAUUUGUUUCCAGCUUUCACAAUUUUAAUUGACUGACAUUUUAUGUUCUGCGAAAAAUUAUGCGAUUGCGGAUAGAAUCGUUUUAUGACAAACAAGUGAUAUCGUGGAGUAAGCUGCUACUGUCGAUAAUCGGUCUCUGGCCAGAAAAUCACAAUGAUUUCCGAUUUUUCUUUUAUAUCACGUACAUCAUAAGUUGCUCAUUAUUGUUGAUCGUAAAUUUAAUGCAGAAUAUGCACGAUAUGAAGAAGGUCAUGAGGUACAUCACUUUUGUGUUUCCAAGCAUCCUGAUUGUGUUGAAAAACGUGAUGUUCCGAUGGAAGAAAGAUCAAUUAUUACCCAUAUUGGCAGUUAUAAAGGGAAACGUUAAAGAAGGACUUUAUCAAACUUAUGAUGAGAAAUAUAAAGUGAUUUGGUAUAAUAUAGCUUCAACAUUAUUUACCACGUCAUCUGUAACGUCGUUGUUUUUUGUGCCUGCAUUAUAUUACUUAGCACCAAUCUUCGCCUGUAUCUUAUCUAAUGAAUAUGGUUCCGGCAACUGUACUCUUCCAUACGAGUUGCCGGUUCGCGUAAAUCUUGUCUACGAGAUAUCGGGGAUGCGCUCGUACGUGCUGUUUUGCGUGAUUUUAAUACCAUCAAGCACAUUCCUGACCAUUGGUGCGACUGCAGCGGACAGUGCCAUGAUCUCUCUGACGUUUUAUUUAUGUGGCCAAUUGUCGAUUCUUGAUCAUCGGAUGAAAAACAUCGAUCUGAAGUCAUCAAAGUGUCAUUACGAAAUGAAGGUGCUCGUAAAACGGCACAUGGAGCUAAUACAAUUAGCAAAUAUCUUGGCAGAUACGUUUAGUUGGCUCAUGUUUGUGCAGACAGUGGGCAUAAUAUUUUCUCUCUGCAUUAUACUGUACCAACUACUUAUGACAGCCGAAGGUGAAAAAGAAAUAGACGAGAUUAUUCAUUUCAUGAUGUAUUCAAUAGCAGUAGUGCUGCUAGCAUUUUGUUAUUGCUUUUUGGGAGAAUGUUUGAUUAGCGAAAGUUUGGCUUUGGAGUGGGCAUGUUACUCGAUAAACUGGUACGAAUCAUCAUCCGAGUUUGUACAUCUUCUAAUGAUAUGCAUUGCUCGAUCACGAAAGCCGUUAUGUUUAACGGCCGGGAAGUUUUAUGUCUUUUCUUUGGAAACAUUUGGCACGGUAAAUUCGAUGAUCUUCCCGAAUGUUCUCAACAGGACAGUCACAGAUAUCUUGCAUAAUUGCUCUGUUUCUGAUUUAUUUUUAAUACUUAUAUGUAAAUAAAUGACAAGAGUAUUGAAGAUAUAAUGCAUUUUUGCAGAUAAUAAAGGCAUCCAUGGCGUACCUAUCGGUUUUAAAAACUAUUACGUAGAUCAUCAAAUUUAAAUAAAAAAAGAAUUUUGAUGUAUUAGUAAUGCGAAGAAACUUAUAAAAUAUUCUAUUUUUCAUCAAUAAAUUCACAUGUUUUUCAAAUUAGUAUUGUAUAAUUUUAUUGUUUAUAAAUUGUUUCAUACAUUUAAGUUUUCCUUAAUGCCUUAGUUCCUUACUAUGUCCCUUAGUUAUAUCUCUAUGUAUAAAAUUCGCAUAAUUGUGUAAAUAUUGUCAAUUACAUCGAUUCAGCUUUGUAAAUAAUCCUACUAUAUCAUGAAAGAACAAUUAUGUAAAGCACACAGUAGAUUGUGCAAUACUUACCCAACUCGCUUGACUAAUCAACAACUGCAGACAUAAUUAAGACAUUGUCAUUCAAAUAAGAAAUAUCGAUGGAAUAUCAAAGGUCAAUUUAAAUCAUAAUUGAACAUGUACAGAUUGCGAUAUUCAAUUGUCAUAAAAUCUAGGAUGAUGGACAGGGUGUUUACGACAAUGAGAACUUGUUGAUUGCUGCAAGACGAAAUGAUCAAGCGUAGUUUCAAACAAUCCAUAGAAACAAUCUCUCGAAGAAAAUCUCUGGAUUGUCACUUCGCCUUAACGCUAUCAACGAUCAGAUUUUGGCUGAAGGAGUUGAAAGAAAAAUUUAUUUCCGUUUAUUAAGGAAAGAUACAGAGUGUACAAUGAUCGUAGAUACAAAUUAUGUAUAUUAUUGGCUGUUCUCUUGUGCUAUUGCUGAUAUUGUGGGUGCGCGGCGGAUUCGAUAAUUCUGUUACAUACGUGCAUACAUUCACAUGUACAACAUUCACGACCUAACAAAAUAAC